Messenger RNA from Ruditapes philippinarum (Manila clam), 1456 nucleotides. RefSeq lists its product as uncharacterized. The transcript is spliced from 3 exons. The record is from RefSeq and is a predicted model, not a curated record. The coding region runs from base 110 to 1315 and encodes 401 amino acids. Lineage: Eukaryota; Metazoa; Mollusca; Bivalvia; Venerida; Veneridae.
AGUCACCUCAUGGUCACUGGCCGAAGCCCUAUGAUCUGACCAUAUAAAAGCUGCCAACUUCCUCCCAACUGCAAGUUGAGCGUUUAGGACUUCCCGCCGCAUAAAGACGAUGAUGAAGAUCCUAGUCCUCUUAGCAGUUAGCUUUGCCGCUACUGAAGCGUACUACAAAAAGUCAUAUGGUAAAGGUGGUAAUAUAGGCGGUUUCGUCGGAGGUUUUGGAGGUAGAGCAGGUGGAUAUGGUUAUGGCAAAGGUGGUAAAGGUGGUUACUGGGGAGGAAAUUUUGGCGGAGGGUAUGGUGGCUACGGUGGCUAUGGCGGAUGGGGUGGAAAUGUUGGUGGUUAUGGUGGAUACGGAAAGGGAGGAAACAUGUGGGGAGGAAACUAUGGUGGAUAUGGUAAAUAUGGUGGCAACGUAGGCGGUUACGGAAAAGGCGGACGGGGUGGUUACAUGGGCGGAUAUGGCGGAUAUGGCAACGGUAGAUGGGGCGGUAACGUAGGUGGAUAUGGUAAAUAUGGUGGCAACGUAGGCGGUUACGGAAAAGGCGGAUGGGGUGGUUACAUGGGCGGAUAUGGCGGAUAUGGCAACGGUGGAUGGGGCGGUAACGUAGGUGGAUAUGGUAAAGGCAGAUGGGGAGGCAAUAUGGGCGGCUAUGGCAAAGGCAAAGGCGGAUAUGGAGGUAUGAUUGGUGGAUAUGGUAAAUAUGGUGGCAACGUAGGCGGUUACGGAAAAGGCGGACGGGGUGGUUACAUGGGCGGAUAUGGCGGAUAUGGCAACGGUAGAUGGGGCGGUAACGUAGGUGGAUAUGGUAAAUAUGGUGGCAACGUAGGCGGUUACGGAAAAAGCGGAUGGGGUGGUUACAUGGGCGGAUAUGGCGGAUAUGGCAACGGUGGAUGGGGCGGUAACGUAGGUGGAUAUGUUAAAGGCAGAGGGGGAGGCAAUAUGGGCGGCUAUGGCAAAGGCAAAGGCGGAUAUGGAGGUAUGAUUGGUGGAUAUGGUAAAUAUGGUGGCAACGUAGGCGGUUACGGAAAAGGCGGACGGGGUGGUUACAUGGGCGGAUAUGGCGGAUAUGGCAACGGUAGAUGGGGCGGUAACGUAGGUGGAUAUGGUAAAUAUGGUGGCAACGUAGGCGGUUACGGAAAAAGCGGAUGGGGUGGUUACAUGGGCGGAUAUGGCGGAUAUGGCAACGGUGGAUGGGGAGGCAACUACGGUGGAUAUGGCAAAGGCAGAUGGGGAGGAAAUAUGGGAGGAUACGGCAAAGGCGGAUGGGGUGGAAAUAUGGGAGGAUGGGGAAAGGGAAGAAAAGGAGGCUAUUGAGCAUGAACUAUUGUGGAUAAAGAAUCGUUUAACGACCCAGAAUGGACACUGGACCACGAAUACAAUUGUUGUUAUCUUUCUAGUUAUUUAUAUUAAUUGUGAUAAUACACUUUGCCAUUGAACAGUAUGAUUUGUUAUAUU